GAGUACCAUCCCAUUGCUUGAGGAUUUCCCACCGUCUCAACUCCAGACAUAGAAAACCAUGUGAGCCGGGUCGAUGCUGGCAGUCGAGUAAGUGAACAGAGCUGGAAGCGUACAGAGAUGGCGUGGACGCCGCUAUUACAAUACAUUGCACUUGGACUAAUAUUCUGCACACAGAUAUUAUUGAGCAAGGCUUGUAGGACAGAUUAUACUGAUGUAGCUUCACGAGCGUUUUUCGCGAAAUAUGUAUUCGUGGGGAGGGUAGAGACACUUUCUCCAGUUGGAGAGGACUCCUUGUACAAUGCAACAUUCUCAGUGACAGAACAGCUCAAGGGGAGGAUACAUAACCAAAAGAGAAUACAGUCAGUGACAGUGGGGCCGUUUGGGCCCAAGAACCCUUUGCUAUGCAUUGGUGAUGUGAGGCAAGGGGAGAAAUAUAUUGUAUUUUUAAAUUCCACAUUAGAAGUCUCUGGACUAGCGGAAAGAGCUAGCAAUAGAACUAUUAAAGAAGCCAAAGGAAUUUUAUGUAAAAGAUGUGCCAAAAUGCCUGUGAUAAAAAAGAUAAGGGAUGUAAGAGCAGCAGAGGGAGACCGUGUUCAAAUUCGUUGCCAAGUGAGAGGCAGACCAUUGCCUGAAAUAACAUGGUACAAAGAUGGAGAGGUCAUACGUAAUAAAAAAGGACUAAAAGUACAGAAUAAACGGAAUUUGACCUUGGUUUUGAAAUCGAAUGAUACAUCCAAGAACUCGGAAACUUCAGACUCUAGUUAUGAGUUUGAAUUUGAGGAUGAUGAAAAAGUUGAUAGCAUUGAUAAUGGUGGUGCUGCUGCCAUAGACAAAACAAAAGUAAAAUUCACUCAGAUACUGAGGAUACGAAGCUUUAAAGGCGCUUAUUCUGGAGUCUAUACUUGUGAAGCCAAGAGCAUAGUGGGGACAAGGACGAGGAGUUUCAACAUAUCAGCAGAGCCUUCCUCAAUCCGGGGUAAUCCAUCAGGCUCCCCUUCAGCACUGCUUCCAGGCACUACAACGCCAUCUCAACAUAUUAGAAAUUGUCCAUCAGUGGAAGCACAAAAAUAUUGUUUUAAUGGAGGAACAUGCUUUAUUCUCCCUAUACAACCCAAUGAGUGGCAUUGUAUGUGCCCUAUCAAUUGGAAGGGCAAACGAUGCGAAACUUACCAUCACACAGCUGGAAAACCAGUUUAUUCUCAGCCAUCGAGUGCUUGGGCCACAGAAACUUCCAUAGUUGUUGCAUGCGGAACUCUUGUUGUACUGAUAGCAGUAGCAGCCGUGGUUGUGAUCAUACUCCAGAGAAGGCACCACCGCCGUAAGAAGUCCCAGUUUGCAGCAAUGUAUUUUAAAGGUGGGGCCGCAGGGCAGGAUGACCAUGGGCAGGACAUCUGGCUGACCAGAAUGACUAAUACAAACCAGCCUGGAGCUCUCGACCCUAACAACCAAGAGAGUUCUCCUUUGAUAGCCCAUGGCUGCACGAACCCGCUCGGAGAUGAACCCGAUGGCCGCAAACCUCCAGCAACUGUUGCCGAGCCGCAGGACAGCUUGGAGAGACAACAGCGAGGUCGGCUGCCUGCCGUGUCAGAAACUCCCAACAGUAUGCGCAAAUAUACUGUCCACCAGAAUAUGCCUAUUCACCCUUUAGUGACUGCAACUGUUCACGCAAAACCGCCAGAACACCAAGAACUGAAGAGCAACUCUCCUUCGCAAAACUCCAAGACUGAGUCACUGCAACAACGUAUGCACCACAGCAGCGGUAGUGAGGAUGAUGCUGAAUCUCCUGACCCCACAGGUCGUCUCCAUGGUAACAAAACUGGAACAGGCCUUCCUCUUGAGAUUGACGACUACAUUGAACAGCGAGGCAGCCCUAUGAUUGACAGCGACAUGGAGGUCAAUCCUGCAGACAGUGAAGUUGACCUGAAUAUGGGAAGCCAGGAUGUUCACCAUCCAGGUCGACAUCACCUUCGCUAUGGCAGCCAUGACCAAAUGGAAUCAGAAAUCGAUGCCAAUGAUGAAAGUUUCGAAGAGGGAGAUCACGAUUUUCAUGAGCAGCUUCUCAACGGCUACCUGAACAACUUAGGUUCUGCCAGCAGCCCUUCCCAGAUUAGAGUUCCCAAGUCACCAAAGACAGAUGAAACUGCUAAGGCCUAUGCUUACGAUAGUGAUGAUGAUGAUGAUGAUAAUGAAGAGGAAGUGGAGGAUCCACGGGUGCAUUAUCAUUAUCCCAAUCCCAAGUUCACCACUUUCCAGCCAGGUCCCAGAACAGGUGAAUAUAGUAAUCAGUAUAGCAGACCACCUGAACAAAAGUAUCAUGCCUAAGACCAAACGCUGCGAACUGCCUUUUUUAUAAGGACACUGCCAUGUUAAAGUAUAUCUGACCUAUUGAAAAGGUUGUCAGACAUUUUAACUUCCUAUAUUGUAUAUAGAUUUAUAUUAUCUGACAUGUAUGUAAAUUAAGUGAUGUAUAUAUUAACAUUUGUAUAUUAAUGUUGCAUAUGUCUGCACUAUUUAUUGCAUGUGUGUUACACACAAAUGCACCGCUAUAUUAAAGAGAUGUUUAUGGAUCUACAUAUCUGUAACCUUAUUACAUAUACAGGGUUGAUGAAUUGCAGCAAUUGAUUCAAAUGUCACCAUGUAACCUGUAUUAUUCUUGUGAUUUCCAUUCAUAUAAUAAUUAUAUUGUAAAAAUAAUGAUUUUAACUGUUAGACACUACAAUGUUGACUUACUAUAUCAUAUAUACUUAUUUAAGACGUCUGUUUUCUUUUUUUUUUUCCUUUUUUUAACAGUUUAAAGAAAUAAGAACAAUAUUGUGUCCAGUUGUAACAGUGAUAACUGAUAGGACAAGAGUUUGUUCCUUUUAAGGGCUAUUUUUGUUUUGCUAGCUUUGUCAAGAAUUUUUUUCAGUUUUCUUGAUAAGUUUAUUGGAGAUUUGUUUUGUUUGUAGUCAAGAAUUUCAUUCAGAUUUCUUGUUAAGUUUAUAGGAGUUUUGUUUGUUGGUGAAUUUUUAUUUCAAUUUCAAAAGAAAAAAAUGGUUUGACAUUGAACACCUUAGAGGUGAAAUUCUUUUCACCUGACAAAUCCAUCUUGUUACAAUGAUGCUAGCACUACACCCUCAUAGGGUGCGUUGAGUAUCAGAAAAGGCAUUAUGGAAGUAAGCAUUCUGUGAUAUUGGGACGUCUCUAAACUUUCCAUGAUGUGGUGUAUGUAGAACUGUCUGCAGUAUUUGUACAGAUUUCAUUGCAGCCAGCAUAUAUAUAUUACUUAUUGCCAAUAUGUAGUAGACUCCCAUGUAAGAAGACUCCUAAAAGAACUAAGAUUAAGUCCAUGAUAAAACAUUGAUCUAAAUUACCACUGAAUUCAUGAAAUGCAUUUCAUAUUUUGUGGUUGAUAAUUAGCUUUAUGGUUUGAUCUGAAUAUUGGAAAACCAGAUUUUUGGUUCAGUAGACAUACAUUUGAAUAUAGGAAUUGUUUUAAGGAAAAUAAGAGCUCCUUUUGCCAGUUUUGUAGCACAAAUCAAGAUUGUGUGGAUAUCUGGUCCUAGUAGAAAGAAUUUAAAAUCAAUCUGCAAUUGAACAUUUUUUCCUCAAGUAUAUUUAGCUUUAUGUAGCAGUGUUGACUGGAGUCAAGAGUAAUUUUUGUACACUUAAUUUAUUAGCACAAGCAUUGUACUUAAUUUAUUAGCUAUUAUCCCCAAGUGCUUAUAAUGCACUUGACGCGAUUGUGUGAUAAGUAGAGAGAAUUGCCCAGCAAGUCGUAGACACUUGCAUAAUUCCUCCCUUACAGUGAUAUGUUUAGUUAUCCUCUGUUUUGGGAAGCGUGUAAAAAUAUGAGACUCCACCCAAGAUGUGCUUAGUAGUAGGACAUUCAUUUGAGGUAGCCAGGCAUGCAUUUUAUGAUCCUGUGUUGCUGAUAGAGACACUUAGUAGUGCAGGCUGUGAUUUGGUUACAGUUACUGAUGUAUCGAUUAAGGAUUAAAUGAAGGCGUUGUUCCCACACAGGUGGAGUCUGAACUGGAGCAUAGCGUCCCUUUAAGAUAGCAUUUCCAAAUGUAGAAAAGAACUACAGGUCAUUACCCAUCUCGUUUAAGAUCAGUCUAACUUUAACACCCUUCACAUUUCCUUCUUUUUAAUCAAAUCACUAUACUAGUUUGCAGCAUCAUCUUAUUGUAAUGACAACAUCAACAUGGAUAACUAAGAGAAAUAUGGCUAUGCUCUACUAGAUUUCACCAGGAGAUACUAUGCACUGGUUAAUUAAUUGUAAUUCUGUAUGCUAGGCUGUUUUAUCAAAAUAAUAUAAAAUUCAGAGAUAUUUUUAGAUCUAUUUUUGUAUAGAAAUGCAAUUCAACAUGACUGUGAGCCAGAGUGGGGGGAAAUAAAGAAGACAUUUACUACUUCAAAAAUAUUACUGGUUAAUGAAAUAAUUAAGGUCAAGGAUUUUUCUGUAAACAUUUUUUGUUGCUGUCUCUCUUUCUUGAAUGUGUCCAUGUUUCGUUUUUCCUUGUACUGGAAAUAAGAACAGGGAAGUCAACCCCAAUCUUUUUUGAUGGUUCUUGGUUUUUACAGAUAGGGGCCACCUCUCACAGCAUGUCGUUUUGCACUAUGUUUUAAACAGGAAAAAUAAAUG
Lingula anatina is the source of this 4627-nucleotide messenger RNA. RefSeq lists its product as uncharacterized. Gene Ontology annotation, molecular function: cell-cell adhesion mediator activity. NCBI's taxonomy places the organism in Eukaryota, Metazoa, Brachiopoda, Lingulata, Lingulida, Lingulidae. Gene Ontology annotation, cellular component: adherens junction; plasma membrane; axon. Gene Ontology annotation, biological process: axon guidance; homophilic cell-cell adhesion; dendrite self-avoidance. The record is from RefSeq and is a predicted model, not a curated record.